CUGAGGAGUGCUGUUCAAUGAAGACCUCCCCCCUCCAAAAGCAGCCUUAAGUGCACUUUAUUUUGACACACUGCCGCGCGAUACAGUUGCUAUGCAGUUAGCGCCCUUGGUUACCACUAUUUCCCAUAACGCGUCGCUUCCGAGAGAAAUUUGAGGUGUAUGGAAGCUUACAAGAGCCCCAACUUUGGUGAGUGAAGCUGGUAGACAAUGGAGAAAGAACAGAGCAACAGUGUGGUCUUCAAUGCUUCAAAAAGAGAGCUUUUCACUGCGAACAAUGGCUACAAAUCCAUGCAGAAACGACUAAAAGCUCAGUGGAAAAUCCAAAGUAUGAAAGAUGAGCUGUCUUUGGAUAAACUCAAGAGUGUCAAGUUGUGGAUAACUGCAGGCCCAAGAGAGAAGUUCACUGCCUCAGAGAUGGAGGCGCUGAAAGUGUAUCUGGAAGGAGGAGGGAAUGUCUUGGUCAUGCUCGGUGAAGGAGGAGAAAUGAAGUAUGACACAAACAUCAAUUUUCUCCUGGAGGAUUUCGGAGUAAUGGUCAACAACGAUGCUGUGGUGAGGAAUGUGUACUACAAAUACUUCCACCCUAAGGAGGCGCUUGUGUCCAAUGGUGUACUGAACAGAGAGAUCAGUCGAGCUGCUGGAAAAGUGGUCACAGGAAUUAUCGAAGAUGAAAAUGUUGGAAACAAUGCACAGGCGCUUACAUUUGUGUACCCGUACGGUGCCACACUGAGCGUGAUCAAGCCCGCGGCGGCUGUUCUUUCAACUGGCUCCGUCUGCUUCCCCCUCAACAGGCCUGUCCUGGCCUUCUAUCAAGGCAAGAAUUCUGGCAAACUGGCUGUUUUGGGUUCCUGCCACAUGUUUAGCGAUCAGUACAUAGACAAAGAGGAGAACAGUAAAAUCAUGGACGUUGUGCUUCAGUGGCUCAUGACUGAUAACAUUCAGCUGAAUCAGAUCGAUGCCGAAAACCCAGAGAUUACAGACUACACCAUGCUGCCACACACAGGUAAUUUGUCUGAACAUCUCAGAGCUUACUUACAAGAGGGAGAGGAAAACCCCCGGGACGUCCCCUCUCUCUUUGCCAUGUCUUUGUCCAGUCUGUCCACUGACACCUUACCCCAAGCCAUCAGUGCUUACAAGCAGCUUAAUGUGAAAGCGGAGCCGCUUCAGCUGAUCGCACCGCAGUUUGAGACCCCUCUGCCUCAGCUGCAGCCUGCUGUCUUUCCACCUGCUUUGAAUGAUUUGCCUCCACCCAUGCUGGACCUGUUCGAUCUAGAUGAAACGUUCUCGUCUGAGAACGUGCGUCUGGCACAGCUCACCAAUAAGUGUACAGACGAUGACCUUGAGUUCUACGUGCGGAAAUGUGGUGAAAUUCUUGGGGUGACACCUAAGUUGGAUAAAGAGCAGAGGGAUGCUAAGCACAUCUUGGAACACAUUUUCUUCCAGGUUGUGGAGUUCAAGAAACUUAAUCAGGAGCGUGAUAUGGACCCCGAGGCCCGCUUCUCUCCACUGUGAUCGGAUUCAAGAAACCCAACAAACAUUUUCAACUCUGGCUUUCAAAUAUGUUAAAAUGAGCUCAUUUUGAGCCCAUCACAGGAGGGCCUUAAAGGGUUUUCAG
Messenger RNA from Archocentrus centrarchus (flier cichlid), 1615 nucleotides. It is a transcript of the gene ift52, whose product is annotated as intraflagellar transport 52 homolog (Chlamydomonas). Lineage: Eukaryota; Metazoa; Chordata; Actinopteri; Cichliformes; Cichlidae. The record is from RefSeq and is a predicted model, not a curated record. Gene Ontology annotation, cellular component: intraciliary transport particle B; cilium; centriole. Bases 208 to 1512 code for a protein of 434 amino acids. The transcript has 14 exons. Gene Ontology annotation, biological process: cilium assembly; intraciliary transport.